Messenger RNA from Manihot esculenta (cassava), 2602 nucleotides. Its product is annotated as xyloglucan glycosyltransferase 4. Gene Ontology annotation, molecular function: glycosyltransferase activity. The record is from RefSeq and is a predicted model, not a curated record. The coding region runs from base 345 to 2333 and encodes 662 amino acids. Lineage: Eukaryota; Viridiplantae; Streptophyta; Magnoliopsida; Malpighiales; Euphorbiaceae. The transcript has 4 exons. Gene Ontology annotation, cellular component: Golgi apparatus.
ACCAAAAAUUAUACUAUUCUUUCCUCUUCUUUAUUAGUACUUCACAGAAAGCUCAUGAAAAUAGAGAUACUCUCUCUUUCUUGCAUUUGUUUUACCCAUUGAUUUGCAAUCUCAUGCGUCAAACUAAAAUCUCGGAUUCUGUUUCCACAGAUCCACAGUGAAGUAGAAACUGUAUAAAAAAGAUCACUUCUUUUUCUUUCUUUCUCAUUUAUAAUGAUGUCUGAAUCUCAGAACUAAAUUCCCAGUUCAAGAUAUUGGUUCUGCUGCUAAAUCUUGAUUGGGUUUCGCUUGUUGCUCUGUUUUCUGUGUUCUUCUGUGGAAUUCUGAGCUUCUGCUAAGAGACAAUGGCUCCAAACUCGGUGGUUGUAACUAUGGAGAAGCCAAACAAUUUCUCUAUAGUAGAAUUCAAUGCCACAGAUCCAUCUUUGUUUCCUGAGAAACGAAAGGCUGUGAGCCCCAAGCAAUUCACAUGGGUUCUUCUCCUCAAAGCUUAUAAAGCUCUCACUUGCGUUUCUUGGUUGGCAAUGGCUUUUAAAGCCACGUUCAUUUCAAUCAAGAAACGCACAGCUUUGUCUGAAAUGAGACAAGAUGAGCCAAGAAACAGAGGAAGGUUGUACAGAUUUAUCAAAGCAUUUCUUGUCAUAUCAAUAGUAGCUUUGGUGAUUGAAAUCAUUGCUCAUUUCAAGAAAUGGAACUUGAAUCUGAAAAAUCCAUGGGAGAUUCAGGGUCUAGUGCAAUGGUCUUACAUGGCUUGGUUAUCAUUUAGAGUUGAUUACAUUGCUCCUCUGGUGAUUACUCUGUCCAAAUUCUGUACUGUCCUGUUUCUGAUCCAAUCUCUCGACCGCCUAGUUCUUUGUCUUGGAUGUUUCUGGAUUAAGUACAAGAAGUUGAAGCCUGAGAUAAAUGUUGACGCUUAUGACGUUGAAGAUCCUUCAAGUUUUCCAAUGGUUCUUGUUCAGAUUCCAAUGUGCAAUGAGAGAGAGGUCUACGCACAAUCCAUUUCUGCAGCCUGUCAGCUUGAUUGGCCAAGGGACAGAUUGUUAAUCCAAGUCCUAGAUGAUUCAGAUGAUGGAACUGUGCAGCUCCUAAUCCAAGAUGAAGUUUCUUCCUGGCGUCAGAAAGGGAUCAACAUAAUCUACAGACACAGAUUGAUCAGGACAGGAUACAAAGCUGGUAACCUUAAAUCAGCUAUGAACUGUGACUAUGUUAAGGACUAUGAAUUCGUCGCGAUAUUCGAUGCAGAUUUCCAGCCAAACCCGGAUUUCCUCAAGCAAACAAUUCCUCACUUCAAGGGGAAUCCUAAACUGGGUCUAGUUCAGGCUCGCUGGUCUUUUGUGAACAAAGAUGAGAACUUGCUGACAAGGCUCCAAAACAUCAAUCUGUGCUUCCAUUUUGAAGUGGAACAGCAAGUAAAUGGUGCUUUUCUCAAUUUCUUUGGCUUCAAUGGAACAGCAGGUGUGUGGAGAAUCAAAGCAUUAGAGGAUUCAGGAGGAUGGCUUGAAAGGACAACAGUUGAAGAUAUGGACAUUGCUGUAAGAGCACACUUAAAUGGAUGGAAAUUCAUCUUCCUCAAUGAUGUAAAAGUCCUCUGCGAGCUGCCGGAAUCUUAUGAAGCUUAUAAGAAACAGCAGCAUCGCUGGCAUUCUGGUCCUAUGCAACUGUUUCGCUUGUGCCUUCCUGCUAUAAUCACUUCCAAGAUAUCAAAGUGGAAGAAAUCCAACCUUAUAUUUCUUUUCUUUCUAUUGAGGAAACUCAUACUGCCAUUCUACUCAUUUACACUCUUCUGUAUCAUUCUUCCAUUAACAAUGUUCAUACCUGAGGCAGAGCUACCUCUUUGGGUGAUUUGUUACAUACCCAUUUUCAUGUCCUUCUUAAACAUCCUCCCUGCCCCAAAAUCUUUCCCUUUCUUGGUCCCAUACCUUCUCUUUGAAAACACCAUGUCUGUAACAAAGUUCAAUGCAAUGAUCUCAGGGCUAUUUCAGCUUGGAAGUGCUUAUGAAUGGAUUGUAACAAAGAAGACAGGAAGAUCAUCAGAGUCUGAUUUAUUAGCUUUUGCUGAAAGAGAAUCAAAAUCUUCAAAUGAAGAGAAAAUCUUAAGGAGACACUCAGAAUCUGGUUUGACUUUGUUAAGUAAACUUCAGGAACAAGAAGCAGCUCCAGUUAAAAAGAGAAAUAGGCUUUAUAGGAAAGAGCUUGCUCUUGCUUUUCUUCUGCUAACUGCUGCUGCAAGAAGCUUGUUGUCUGCUCAUGGAGUUCAUUUCUACUACUUGCUGUUCCAGGGUGUAUCUUUUCUAGUUGUUGGCUUGGAUUUGAUUGGUGAGCAGGUAAGCUGAGGAGAAGCUAAGAUUAAAAUUAAAGGAUUUUGGUGUUUAUAAAGAAUGAGAAGCAAAAGAAAAGAAAAGGAAAAAAAAACUUACAGUUCUUUUGAAACCAACUUUCAGUGGAACUGGUUUACUUCACAGAUAGAAGAAGAUAUAAUGCACUACUGGAAUUUACUAGGCAAAAGUUGAGUUUGUACAAUAUUCAAUUGUGGUAUCUAUGUUUGAAUAAUUCUAUGAGGAGCCAAUAUAGAGAUUAUAAUAUUUUUUUUAAAAAAUUUUUC